Molecule: messenger RNA, 7516 nt
Organism: Bactrocera dorsalis (oriental fruit fly)
Lineage: Eukaryota; Metazoa; Arthropoda; Insecta; Diptera; Tephritidae
Gene: kkv
Exons: 12
Coding region: 689-5467 (1592 amino acids)
Cellular component (GO): cell periphery; cell septum
Molecular function (GO): chitin synthase activity
Source: RefSeq, a predicted model, not a curated record
AAGACUUCAAUUUAGUUUGGCGAAGACAACGAACUCGAACAGAGUUAGAGCUGUGCGCUAACGGGUGAAACGGUUUGUGAAAAGACCAGACUAGAGAGCGUUGAAAGCGUUUUAGGUACUGAAAGCGUUUUAGGCUAGUAAAACGAAUUUUUUAAACGCUGCAAACAAAGCAGAAGUUGAACAAGUCAAAGAAGUUGCAGCUAAAAGCGGCUAAAACCAAAUUCAAAGCAAAUUUUGGCAAAGUGAAAGGGCGGACUGAGUUAAAAUAUUUACCCGUCUACAUGUAUAACGGUGUCGAAUGCAAAGUGAAGUGAAUAACAAAGCGAAUUGAAUUGAAUUGAAAGUAAAUAUGGCAAAUUGCAUUGAAUAGCGAUUGUGUGUGCGACGAGUGUUGUGCGCGAUUGAAUUUGCAGUGCGAAAAAUUGUGAUUUUGCGGAGGCGAAAAGCGGCAGAGCGCUUGUGGUGUGCAUGUGUUUGUGUACGAAGUGAAGACAGCAAAUACGAGCGACUUGAAAGCGAGCUACAACGACUCGAUUAAAAGCAAGUGAGACAACAACAGCUUCAGACUCGAGGCAUUUCGAUAGCUGCAACAGACUAUAAAUAACAAUAGAGCAAGAAAUAUUUGUGGCAACAGCAGCAACAACAAGCGUAACAAUAUUUUCGCGUCCAAUUUGUGGAACCGUGGGAGAUGUCUGCCGUAAGGCAUCGGCCCCUGGCACCGCCGGGCAAUGCCGGCGACAGCGAUGACAACUUUACCGACGACGAGAGCACACCAUUAACCCAAGAUAUUUAUGGCGGAAGCCAACGCACAAUACAAGAAACAAAAGGCUGGGAUGUCUUCCGUGAUCCACCGAUCAAGAUUGAGACGGGUUCGACGGCCAAUCAGGAAUGCCUGGAGCUCACAGUGAAGAUAUUGAAGAUCUUCGCGUAUGCUUUCACAUUCAUCUUGGUGUUAACGGGUGGGGUCAUGGCGAAGGUCUGUGUACUAUUUAUGACAUCACAAAUACGUAAGGAUAAGAAAAUAGAAUACUGCAAUAAAGAUUUGGGUCGCGACAAAACAUUCGUCGUUAAAUUGCCCGAAGAGGAGCGCAUCGCAUGGAUUUGGGCGCUGCUGAUUGCCUAUGCGAUACCCGAGAUCGGUGCAUUCAUACGUUCGGCGCGUAUUUGUUUCUUCAAAACAUUUCGUGUGCCCAAGACUGGACACUUUCUCUUCGUCACGCUGAUGGAGAGUCUGAGCUGUUUUGGUACCGCUUUGUUAAUGUUCGUCGUGCUGCCACAAAUCGAUGCCAUACAGGGAGCCAUGUUGACGAAUUGCUUGUGCGUUAUACCUGGUAUACUGGGGCUUUUGUCACGCUGUUCCAAGGAGGGGAAACGCGCCGUGAAAGUACUCAUUGAUAUGGCUGCGAUUGCGGCACAAGUAACUGGUUUCGUUAUAUGGCCAUUACUAGAGAAUCGUCCAGAAUUGUGGGUCAUACCGAUUGCCUGCGUGAUGAUCUCUUGCGGUUGGUGGGAGAACUUUGUGUCACUGCAAUCGCCCAUUGGCUUGGUGCGUGCAAUGGGACGCGUGAAGGAUGAGAUGCGCACUACACGUUACUUCAAUCACAUGUUCCUUUCAUUAUGGAAGGUUGUGUUGUUCGUCUGUUUCGCGCUACUCAUCUUUUGGGCGCAGGGUGACGAGCCUGGCAACAUUUUCAGCAUGUAUGGUGACGCGUUGGGGCCACAUAAGAUUUCAAUUGACGAAUUGGCUACCAGUUUGACGGGCAACUUGCCAGAUACAUUGGAUGCAGCCAAUAUAGAUAGCAUAGAGAUUGACGCCGUACACAAUACGGUUAUUUAUGUGCUCCUCAUACAGAUUUUUAGCGCUUAUCUUUGUUACAUCUUUGGAAAAUUCGCUUGUAAGAUUCUCAUACAGGGCUUCAGUUACGCCUUCCCGGUUAGUUUAACUAUACCCAUCACGGUUUCCCUGUUGAUCGCAGCCUGCGGUUUGCGCAUAGACGAUCCUUGCUUUUUCCACGACACUAUUCCGGACUAUCUGUUCUUCACAAGUCCACGCAACUUUCGUUUCAAUGAUUUUGUGACACAACAAAUGGCUUGGGCGUGGAUAUUGUGGCUGCUUAGUCAGACAUGGAUCUCACUGCAUAUCUGGACACCGAAAUGUGAACGUUUGGCUACAACCGAAAAGUUAUUCGUACGUCCGAUGUAUUCGGCGCUAUUGAUUGAUCAGUCUAUGGCCAUGAACCGGCGAAGGGACGACCAAGCCGACGUGAAGACUGAGGAUUUAUCGGAAAUUGAGAAGGAGAAAGGCGACGAAUACUACGAAACCAUUUCUGUGCACACCGAUGGUUCAGCUAUACAAAAUAAGCCGAGCAUUAAGUCUUCAGAUCACAUUACCAGAAUAUAUGCCUGCGCCACCAUGUGGCAUGAAACGAAAGACGAGAUGAUGGAGUUCUUAAAAAGUAUUAUGCGUAUGGACGAGGACCAAUGCGCGCGACGUGUGGCCCAGAAAUAUCUGCGCAUCGUUGAUCCGGACUAUUACGAAUUUGAAACACACACUUUCUUCGAUGACGCUUUUGAAAUUUCCGAUCACAGCGAUGACGAUAUCCAAGUCAAUCGUUUCGUCAAACUGCUUGUUGCCACUAUGGAUGAUGCGGCUUCCGAAAUUCAUCAGACCACCAUACGCUUACGUCCACCCAAAAAGUAUCCAACCCCUUAUGGUGGUCGUCUAGUGUGGACUCUACCUGGUAAGACCAAAUUCAUUACACAUCUGAAGGAUAAGGAUCGUAUACGUCAUCGUAAACGGUGGUCGCAAGUUAUGUACAUGUACUACUUGCUCGGUCAUCGUCUCAUUGAGCUACCCAUAUCUGCCGAUCGUAAAGAUGAGAUUGCUCAAAACACUUACCUGCUAACAUUGGAUGGCGAUAUUGACUUCAAACCGAACGCUGUAACGUUGCUGAUCGAUUUAAUGAAGAAGAACCGUAACCUGGGCGCGGCAUGUGGACGCAUUCAUCCUGUGGGCUCGGGCCCUAUGGUAUGGUAUCAACUCUUCGAAUACGCUAUUGGUCAUUGGCUGCAAAAAGCCACAGAACACAUGAUCGGCUGUGUACUUUGUAGUCCCGGCUGCUUCUCACUUUUCCGUGGCAAAGCGCUUAUGGACGACAAUGUUAUGAAAAAGUAUACAACACGUUCGGAUCAAGCUCGUCACUACGUACAAUACGAUCAGGGUGAAGAUCGUUGGCUUUGUACUUUAUUGCUACAGCGUGGUUAUCGUGUCGAAUAUUCAGCUGCCUCCGAUGCGUACACUCACUGUCCCGAAGGUUUCAAUGAGUUCUACAAUCAACGUCGUCGUUGGGUGCCUUCUACCAUCGCAAACAUUAUGGAUCUGUUGGGUGACGCCAAACGUACUAUAAAAAUUAACGACAACAUUUCGCUGCUUUACAUCUUCUACCAAAUGAUGUUGAUUGGCGGCACCAUUCUUGGACCUGGCACGAUUUUCCUUAUGUUGGUGGGUGCUUUCGUAGCCGCUUUCCGCAUCGACAAUUGGACCUCCUUCCACUACAAUAUCGUGCCGAUCUUGCUCUUCAUGUUAGUUUGCUUCACUUGUAAAUCGAAUAUCCAACUAUUUGUGGCACAGGUGCUCUCCACAGCGUAUGCGCUCAUCAUGAUGGCGGUAAUUGUGGGUACGGCUUUGCAAUUGGGCGAGGACGGUAUCGGCUCACCAUCCGCUAUAUUCUUGAUUGCUAUGACGGGGUCAUUUUGGAUAGCGGCGUGUUUGCAUCCGCAAGAAUUUUGGUGCAUCACGGCAGGUCUUAUCUAUUUGCUUUCCAUACCAUCUAUGUACCUGUUGCUUAUUCUGUAUUCGAUCAUCAAUCUGAAUGUCGUCUCUUGGGGCACGCGUGAAGUGGUUGCUAAAAAGACGAAGAAGGAAAUGGAAGCGGAAAAGAAAGCAGCCGAAGAGGCUGCCAAGCGCGUAAAGCAAAAGAGCAUGCUCAGUUUCUUGCAAAGUGGCAUUGGCGAUAAUGGAGAUGAGGAGGGUUCCAUUGAGUUCUCAUUAGCAGGCUUAUUCCGUUGCAUACUCUGUACGCAUGGCAAAACAUCGGAAGAAAAAGCGCAACUCACAGCGAUUGCCGAGUCAUUAAACACCAUUAAGACAAGAUUGGAAGCUUUGGAACACACUUUAGAUCCACAUGGUCAUUCACGACAUGGGCGCAGACGUACGACAUCUAGCGGUUCAAAAGAUCAUCAUUUGUUGUCUUCGGUUGCGGAGAAGUCUGGUGAUGAGUCGGAGGAAUCGGAUUCAGACACCUCGGCAGAACCACGUCAAGAACGUGAUUUCCUAACAAAUCCAUUCUGGAUUGAGGACCAAGAUCUGCGUAAGGGCGAGGUUGAUUUUCUGUCAAGCACGGAAAUUCAGUUCUGGAAAGAUCUGAUCGACAAAUAUCUAUUCCCAAUCGAUAACGAUCCGGUGGAACAGGCACGCAUCGCAGCCGAUCUCAUUGAUUUGAGGAACAAGUCCGUCUUCGCAUUUUUCAUGGCCAACGCCUUAUUCGUCCUGAUUGUGUUCUUGCUUCAGCUGAACAAGGAUAAAUUGCACGUUGUCUGGCCACUGGGCGUCAAGACAAAUAUAACGUAUAUUGAAGAGACAUCAGAGGUACACAUUUCUAAGGAAUAUCUACAAUUGGAACCGAUCGGUUUGGUGUUUGUGUUCUUCUUCGCGCUCAUUCUGAUCAUACAGUUUACCGCUAUGUUGUUCCAUCGUUUCGGCACCAUUUCGCAUAUACUCGCCUCCACCGAGUUGAAUUUCUGCAAGAAGAAGUCGGAGGACACUUCACAGGACGCAUUGAUAGACAAGCACGCUGUGGAGAUCGUCAAGAACUUGCAACGUCUUCAAGGUAUAGACGGUGAUUAUGACAAUGACUCUGGCAGUGGACCCGAUCGCAUUGCACGUCGUCGUACGAUACAAAAUCUAGAGAAAGCACGUCAACCGCGUCGCCAGAUCGGCACCUUGGACGUCGCUUUCAAGAAGCGCUUCCUCAAACUAACAGCGGAUGAAAAUAAUCCAGCAACUCCGAUACUCACGCGCCGCUUGACAAUGCGCGCCGAAACGAUACGCGCGCUGGAAGUGCGUAAGAACUCGGUAAUGGCGGAACGACGUAAGUCAGCUAUGCAAACACUGGGCGCAAAGAACGAGUAUGGCAUUACAACGACUGCUGCGCUGAACAACAACGGCGUAAUACCCAAUCAGCGUAGUGGACGUAUCUCAAAUGCGGGCAUUAGCAUCAAGGAUGUGUUCAACGCCAACGGCGGACCAGGCGAGCAAAUCUACGGUUCGAACGGUGGCGGCACCAUUAAUCAAGGCUACGAGCAUGUACUCGAAGAUGACGACCGCAACUCGCUGCGACUGACUGCACGUAAUCCCAAUCAACAGGUGUCAUGGGGACAGAAUAGCAGCAAUACGGGACGUUUGUAGAAGGCGUCACCCGAAGCCACUUGCCAGCCUGAUAUCGAUUUUAUUGUUGUUGAUGAUUUGGAAAAAAGCAAAUAAAAAUGAAGGACUUGUUUAGUUAAUAGUAUUAGAAUUGUAAGCACGAUGUUGUCCUAGAAAAAAAAACCGGCGAAGCGUUGAAAUUUCUAUGUCCUUUGUACUGGCCAAUUAAAUGUAGGAAAACCACAGAAGAUUUGUCUCGAAAUAUUACAUAUUAACAAUUACAAACACCAUAAUAUAUACAACUAAAUACUUGAUUAAGCUACAAACACUGUCACAAAGUGAAUCACAGUGCUUCCUCGUUGAACACGACAAAUUAUCAAAAAAAAAACAUUUUCAAGACUCCUAGAAGAAUUUAGUCGCGGUAAGCGAGAAGCCACUGCUGGUACUCAUAUUCUGCAGAUUCUUUUUAAAGUUCGUAACCACUACUGCCACAACUAUAAAUACAUACAAACAUAAAUACAAUUAUUUUAUAUUUUUCUACUGUUUCCAACUUUAAACUAGUUCGUAAGCUAAAAUAAUGAUUAUUAUACGAGUAUAUACGUAUACAUACAAACAUAUAUAUGUAUAUAUAUAUAUGUAUAUUAGAGUGUCCGUUAUUUCAUGAAUUGACUUUUUCAUUGCAAACGUCCCUAAAAGUUGCAAUUUUUGUGCUUAAAACAGUAUCCAACGUAAACAGGCACUUCAUUUUACUUUUCCCAUACAUUUUACGUGGAAUUUUUUAUUUUUUGCAAUAAAAUAUUUAUCUUUAAUGAUAUUUUAAUACAAAUUUUUUUUUUCGUUACAAAGAAGCUCUUAAUAAUUUUUUUCAUAAAAGCAUUACUUUAAAAGUUACGCAGUUAAAGUCAUGCCACAAAUGUACUGUAUUCAUAUGGUACACCAUGUCGUAUAAGCAACACAGAAUUUAUAAAUCACUUGAAGGAAUGCUCAGUAUAUUUAAUGCAUAACUUUGGCUGCGUAUAACUUUUAGACGAAAAUUUCUAUGAGAAAAAUGAUAAAGACCAUUUCUGUAGAGCAGACAGUUUUAUAAUAGAAUAUCACUUUCUAAGUUGUAGAUUUACUUGCUUCAAGCAAAACAUAAAACAAGCUCAUGUUAUAUACUUGGGAAAAUAGAUUUGAUUUAAGCAUGUUUGAAAUCAAAAGUAAAUAGCGCAUAUACUGAAACUUCAGCAGGGGUUUGCAAAAUAAUCAACUUAGGAAAUAACGGACACUUUAAUAUAUAUACAGAUUCAUUUAUAUGUAUGUUGGUUUUAACUAAUAGUAUAAUAAUAUAUAAUGACAUAAUAAUAUAAGCACUUUAGUGUUUUGUAAAUAUGACAACGAAUAUUUUUUAGCUAAUCACACUGCCCGCUCACGUGAGAGACUUGUUGAUGAAUAUAAAUCGAACAUUUCGUCCGAAUUACUUAGUGAAUAGUUGGUGCACACUGCCUGCCAAACAGUUAGUUACCAACUGUUUAGUAAAUUAGAAAUAUAUAGCGCUUAACGAAUAAAUUAGUGUAGCAUAUAUGUUAAUUUUUUUGAUAAUUUUUAGACGUAAAAUUUUUUGACAUUAAUUUUUUUAAUUAAUUUUUGACUUUUUUCAAAAUUUUGUUAAUUGUUAAUUUUUUUAUGUUUGAUUUAUUUGAUUAAUUUUUUUCUUUGAUUUUUUUUUAUUAUUCUUUUAGUUAUAUACAUAUGUUUUUUUGAAAUUUUUUAUGACUUAAAAAUUGUUGUUAUUGCCUUUAGCUACAUUUAACGGUAUAUACUUUGUAUAUACAAAGUUGUAUAUGUGUGUUGAGGUCAAAGAACAGCAAUACCUGUACCAGUGUAUGAAUCAUGGAUAAUACUCAUUGUACCAUUUAGUUUGAAAUUACAUAAAUUAUGCAAAACAAAUUUACACACAGUUGUAAUAUUUUUUAGCAUAUAUGUAUUUUUUUGUAUGUGCUUAGCUAUUUUUAUAUGAAACUCAUAAUCAUGUAAUACUCUAAAAGAUUUGUAAUUUAUACGAAAUUAGAAUAAAACAUUGUUAAACAAUUAAAAAAAAGUCGAAUUCAA